UAUUUUCCAGUGAACUGUUCGUAAACGUCGCGGAAGAUCUCCUGAGUGGAAAUAAUUCUUAUCAGCCAUGGUCAACAAAGCGCACCCUCCAGAGUUGAAGAAGUACCUCGACAAGCAGAUCACCGUGAAGUUGAACGCUGCUCGAAUAGUGCAAGGAGUUCUUCGUGGAUUCGAUCCAUUCAUGAACUUGGUGUUAGAUGAUGGCUUCGAGCUAUCUAAGGACGGCCAAAGAAACAAAAUCGGGAUGAUCAUGAAUUACGAUCGUCGUGGAGGUGCGGGCUAUUCUCCACGUGGUUUUCGUGGUUCACCAAUGGGCCCUCCGCGAGGCUCUCCCAAUUUUUCGCCGUCACCCAGGUUCAAUUCGGGUAGCCGUGGUGGUUCACCCGCAUAUUUUCCCUACGGAUCCUCACCACGUCAUCGUACCCCUCCGUUUACACCUCGGUUUUCCCCUCGGUUUCCGUAUCGUGGCAGGUCCGGCGGGGGUUCAUCAGGGAGGGGGUACAACUCAAGCUACCGCGAUUCUCGCAACACUGAAGUUUUGCGGAGGAUUGAUCAUGUGGACGCUCAAAGUUAUUUCCACCCAGCCAUGCUGGAAGAUCCAUGGUCUGCUUUCGUGACUUCUGAGAAGCGAGCUGAUGUCUCCAGUGAAGACCAUGGUCCGGAUGCUGGAGAUGUUCAAGCUUUGGAAGAUGAUACUCCGUCACGACAGGAUUGAUGUUUUUCUAUUAUUGUGAUAAACGUGUUUUUUAUGCCAAUUG
Messenger RNA from Notodromas monacha, 758 nucleotides. Lineage: Eukaryota; Metazoa; Arthropoda; Ostracoda; Podocopida; Cyprididae. The record is from the annotation of a GenBank genome assembly.